AUGACAACGAAUUACGAAAAUGAUACAUGUUCGGAUCCAUUUAAUCCGAUUGACAAUCGUCUUGAAAACGAAUGUUUAGCAACAUCAAAGGGUAAGAACGGUUUAUUUCCUGCUCGGUUUUGUGUUAAAAUAUCCGGUACUAUUGUUGAUGUCGAUCGCAAUGUUAAUCGUUCAUUAUUACAUAAAAGUCUUUAUCUACGAACGUGUAUCAUAGAUAAUAUUAUGGACUCAACGAGAUCAUCGGAUUCAACUGGAAAUUUUCGUUUGAAAAAUUUCAAUCAAAUCAAAGGUGUACGAAUGCAGGGUACAAUAACAUUAUGUUCACAUGAUGGUUGUAAUCAAACAAAUUUACUGACAAUGAAUUCAAUAACAAUUGUAUUUUUUGUGUUUCUUUGUCUAGUCUAUCAGUUUGAAUAA
Messenger RNA from Rotaria socialis, 417 nucleotides. The record is from the annotation of a GenBank genome assembly. Lineage: Eukaryota; Metazoa; Rotifera; Eurotatoria; Philodinida; Philodinidae.